AUGAACCUGUGGCUGCUUCUUACUCUCACUGCUCUGGCUGAAUAUGCUUACCAAACGAGAGGCACCCACUCGUGCCCAGAUCUGUGCACUUGCUCCUUUCUACCUUCGAGUGCAGAGGUGGUGUGCCGCCAAAGCUCCCUCACAUAUUUUCCUGCAGAUGGUUUAUAUCCCAACAUCACACGAUUGUCCAUCCAGUCCACAAACCUCAGCUUCAUUACAGCCAGACAUCUGAGUUUUGUGCCUCUUUUAAACCACCUCCAGCUGUAUCACACUAAUCUUUCAAGCCUUCCUUCAGACCUACUGGGUGCCAUUCCUCACCUGAAUACGUUGGAUCUCACAGGUAAUCAUCUGAUUCAUCUGCCCCCAAAAGUCUUCGUCCAUUCCUUGCUCUGUAAUCUGGUGCUGAAGAAUAAUUUAAUUGAAAAAGCUCAUGGAGAGUGGUUUUCUGACAACAGCAGUCUCACCUGGCUGGAUUUGUCUGGGAACCGUUUAACGAGCAUUUCAGCUUCUCUGCUUCAGAAGCUGCCUCAUCUGGAAAAUCUCGACCUAAGUCAUAACCAUCUGCAAGAGCUACAGCCCGACACACUGGAAAACCUACAUCACCUCGAGACACUAAACCUCGCUGGGAACAAAUUAAUUUCCCUGAAGCCUUCAACGUUUAGUCACAACGUGAAACUCUCACAGCUGUUUCUGCAGGAGAAUCAGCUCCGAGAGCUGCCAGUGACGCUCCUCCAGGGUCUGCAACACCUUGAACUUCUGCUGCUUAAUCAGAAUCGGCUACGGUAUCUCCCCUCAGGUCUGCUGGAUGACAGAAAAUCCUCUUUUCAGAUGACCAUAACAGGGAACCCCUGGCAGUGUGAUGCCAACCUGGAGUAUCUGUGGAAGUGGCUCACUAACCAUCCUCAAAAUGUCUUCUUUCUAGAUGAGGUGGUUUGCGACGGCCCUGAAGCUCUGAAACAUAAACAAGUUGUUUCUUUAACUGACAGUCAGCUUGAUCUUAAAUAA
Pelmatolapia mariae (spotted tilapia) is the source of this 1005-nucleotide messenger RNA. RefSeq names its product leucine-rich alpha-2-glycoprotein-like. The transcript has a single exon. Bases 1 to 1005 code for a protein of 334 amino acids. Lineage: Eukaryota; Metazoa; Chordata; Actinopteri; Cichliformes; Cichlidae. Gene Ontology annotation, cellular component: extracellular matrix. The record is from RefSeq and is a predicted model, not a curated record. Gene Ontology annotation, molecular function: protein binding.